AUGCCGUGUUGGAUCAACUUGACAGUAAGAAUGAAACAGGAUAUCAUUGGAUUAUUGGAUUAUGAAUCGAGAUGCCAACUACGAUCCUGCUCAAAAGACGAUAGGGAUACUGUAGAUUCGACGAAAUUCACGGCGUCUAAACUGAGUUUAGUUGAAACUCAAAGCGAGAUGUCAGAUGGAAAAACAAUCGUCCGUUGUGAUCUAGACACUUUUACAAUCUGGUUCAUUGGAAAAGAGAAUAUAACAAGAGUUGAUAGAGGAUGGAAUGGAGAAGUAAAUGAAGGAUUAUCUGAAAUCAAACAGGAAAAUCGAUAUGAUGUAUUCAGAAGAUUCCUUCAAAAGAUAUCAAUCAAUGGAAUGAUUCAUGCGCAUUCGAUUUCAAUCGAAAAUAUUGAAUUCAGGCCGCCAGAAGAAUGGAAACCGAAAUGCGUCAACUUGAAAGUUACUAACAUCCAGAACAAUCAUAUUGUUGAAUGGCUUCAGAAUUCUUUUGUUUUCUCUAGAAAUUUCAAAAAACUUGAAAUCUCGUGUUGGGGAGAAGAUGAAGGUAUUGGAGAACUGAUUCCAGCAUUGGAGAUUACUGAUACACUAAAAUUGAAUCACGAAACUAAUUUGACGGACGAAGAAGUUGAGAGAAUCAAGGCGAUAGAUCUGAAUGUUUCAUCACAUCGUAUUACGGUAGAAGCGGCGAAGAGAAUUUUCGAGAGAUUUCUGAGAUUAUCAAAGAAAUCUGACUCCCUGGAACUUCGUAUCAAUUGUCCAGAAGGUUUCGAUUUCAAAACAGAUGUACUUCCAGGUCAUUUGAAUGUCAAAAGAUUCAAAAAAGAUAAUGAGGACCGGGGAGAGUAUUAUGGGAAAAUCUUCGGAGGCUUCGAGAACGUGCACAACGUUUAUGACGCUCGAGAAGUGGAAUGUAUCAUUUUCCAAGAUAGUAUGAGAAUUUCAUGUGAAGUUUACGAGAGAUCUACUAAUCCUUGUACACUGUGGCCGUUUUAA
Messenger RNA from Caenorhabditis remanei, 996 nucleotides. RefSeq lists its product as uncharacterized. The transcript has 6 exons. NCBI's taxonomy places the organism in Eukaryota, Metazoa, Nematoda, Chromadorea, Rhabditida, Rhabditidae. The coding region runs from base 1 to 996 and encodes 331 amino acids. The record is from RefSeq and is a predicted model, not a curated record.